CUCCUGCAGGCGCUGAACAUCACCACCCACGUCCUGAAGAAAGGCGGCACCUUCGUGGCUAAAAUUUUCCGUGGCAAGGACGUGACCCUGCUCUACUCCCAGCUGCGCCUCUUCUUCCCCGACGUCACCUGCGCCAAGCCCCGCAGCAGCCGCAACUCCAGCAUCGAGGCUUUCGUGGUGUGCCGUGGCUACAGCCCCCCCGAGGGCUUCGUGCCCACCAUGGAGAACCCCCUGCUGGAGCCCGAGGCGGGGCUGUCCCUGGCCGCCCUCCCCGGCCCCUCCCGGGCCCUCGUUCCCUUCGUGGCCUGCGGGGACCUGAGCGCCUUCGACCCCGACCGCAGCUACCCCCUGCAGGUACUGGUGGGGUCGAUGACCUUGUACCAGGGGGGCAUCAGCCCCUCGAGCCGCGAGGCCUCGUAG
Messenger RNA from Lonchura striata (white-rumped munia), 420 nucleotides. The record is from RefSeq and is a predicted model, not a curated record. Lineage: Eukaryota; Metazoa; Chordata; Aves; Passeriformes; Estrildidae.